AUGGAGAACGCAUUGGCAUUGGUUCGUGAUGAUGCUGGAUUCUGGAGAGACCAAGAUGGUCAGGUGUGUAAUGAGAGAGGCCAGCGACUUGAUGGAGAGGGUAACAUCAUCAGGACGCUGGGUGACUACAACAGACCUGAGCAAUUCUAUGCAAAUCGGUCUGCGAUUUGUGCUCCUGCGUUUCAGAGGAACGAUUUUGAGCUCAAGCCUGUGUAUUACACUCUUGUGGGUCAGCAUCCUUUCCAUGGUCUUUCUCAUGAGCAUCCAAUGGAUCAUAUUGAGAGGUUUGAGGAGUUGGUCACCAGCAUCAAAUACACUGGAGUGUCCAAUGACUUCCUCUUCUGUAAGCUGUCUGAGGAACUGAGACUCAAAAUCUCAACGUUUUCUCAAGGACCAACUGAAGCAUUCAAGGCUGCUUGGAUGAGAUUCAAGUCAUAUCAGAGAGAUUGUCCACAUCAUGGUUUCAGUGAUGUUCAGCUGCUGGGUAUUUUCUUCAGAGGUGUUGAUUGGAGAUAUCAGAUGGCUCUUGAUGCUGCAAGUAAUGGGAACUUCAACACCAGAUACCCUGAAGACGCUGUUGUGCUUAUUGAGAAUUUGGCAUCUAGCAAUAGUACCAAGAAUGCAGACUAUCAGCAAAAGAAGCUGGCUGGGAACAUGGAUGGAUCACAGAUUGCUGAGGUGAAAGCUAAGCUAGACUCUGUGCAUAGCCUUCUUGUGGGUAAGAAGUCCGUCAGAUUCCCUGCAAAAGUUCAGAAUUUCGGACCAGAUGAAACACUUGAGGAAGAAGAUGUUAACUUCAUCAAUGGAGCUGGAUUUCAGGGUCAGAGAUUUGGUACUCAGCAAGGGAACACGAAUUACAAUGGAAAUAAUCAGAGGAGUACCUUCACAGGUAAUCAGAACUCUUCUGGUUAUAACUUCAAACCUCAGUACCAGACAUCCUACUCCAACAACAGUUUUUCAAGGAACUAUGGUUCUCUUCCUACUCAAACUCCAGAUAAUAAGGUGAAGUCUAUGCUGGAACAGAUUUUGGAAGGACAGCAGAAGAUGACUGUGGAUUUCAAUGGGAAGAUUGAUGCUCUGUAUAUGGAUCUGAAUGGAAAAAUUGAAGUUCUGAACACUCAUGUCAAGAAGCUUGAUACUCAGGUUGCUCAGACUGCAGAGUCUGUAAAAAGGCAAGAAGGAUUCCUUCCUGGGAAGACUGAUACCAAUCCUAGGCAUUACUGCAGUGCCAUCUCGUUAAGGAGUGGUAAAAAGUUGACUCCUGUGCUUAAAAAGGGUAUUUCUGAGGAUGAAAUCGUGGAGUUGGACGAAUCUGAAGAAAAUUUCGAAACUGCAGAGCCAGUGUCGAGCGACACCACCACUAGUGUCGCGCGACACCAAUCACAGAGCGAAGCUCAAGUUGUUCAGAAUCCGAAACCAACAGAAGAAAGAGUCUACAAACCUAAGGUUCCUUACCCAAGGAAUCCUAGGAAGUCCAAGCAGGAGCUAGACAAUGCUAGAUGCAAUGCUUUGAUGGAGAAACUUGUGAUUGAGAUUCCUUUGGUUGAUGCUGUGAAGAUUGCUCCUACUCUCCGACACUAUGUGAAGAGGAUGGUGACUAAUAAUCUGAGUCAUGAGCAAGGAGUGAUGAUGAUUUCUGAACAGGUCAGUGCUGUGAUUCAGAAUAAGAUUCCAGAGAAACUCUCGGACCCAGGAAGCUUUGUUUUGGACUGCUCUAUUUUCUCAGAGAGGUUCAAGAGAUCGCUGAGUGAUCUUGGUUCGAGUGUCAACCUCAUGCCAUACUCUGUAGCUGUUAACCUUGGGAUGACUGACUUCAAGCCAACUAAGAUCUCUCUAAUCCUAGCAGAUCGAUCUAAAAGAAUCCCAAAAGGUGUCUUGGAGGAUGUUCCGAUUAAAGUUGGUGAUUGCAUAAUUCCUACAGAUUUCAUGGUUCUGGAAUAUGGAGAGGAACCCAAAGAUCCUCUUAUCCUGGGAAGAUCGUUUUUCGCUACAUCUGGAGCAGUAAUUGAUGUCAAGCAUGGUAACCUUGAUCUCCACCUGGGAGAUACCAUCAUGACUUUCAAGAUGGAGAAGCUGAAGGAUCCAACCAUAGAUGGUCAAACAUUCCAAGUCAGUGCAAUAUCUGAAGUGAUAGUUGGAGAUCAGAACGUGCUUGAUGCUGAAGGGAAUAAGUCAAGGCCACCCAAACACAGAUCUCACCUUAGUGCUAUUCCUGUAUUCCUUGGACGACCUCAUGCGCACAAUGCCUACACACCACCAUGGAUGAGACGCUUUUCACAGAGGCAUUCUUUGCCACUGUGUAGCAGAUACGAAGUGAAAAACUUCCUCCCUCCGAUCAUCGCCGUGAUCUCCAACAUGUCGUUGCCGCUUCAACAUUCUUGUGCUGCCAUCUCUGAUUUCGCUCAGAAGGCACCGGUGAAGAAGAAUCCCAACAACAGCUUCGUCGAUGGACAUGUGAGAAUCCUGAAGUGCAACGAGGACAUCCCUAAGAAGACCGCAAAUCUGGUUGUGUAA
Messenger RNA from Eutrema salsugineum, 2514 nucleotides. RefSeq lists its product as uncharacterized. The record is from RefSeq and is a predicted model, not a curated record. Bases 1 to 2514 code for a protein of 837 amino acids. NCBI's taxonomy places the organism in Eukaryota, Viridiplantae, Streptophyta, Magnoliopsida, Brassicales, Brassicaceae. The transcript is spliced from 5 exons.